CAGCGUUGUGUAGCAAUCCCGCCUGCUCAUAUUGCUGUCAACAUGUCGCUCGAGGAGAAAUUGGCCAAGAUCAAGUCGCCGAAUCUCCAGAGUCAACAGCACACUGUCGUGGUUCUGUCCUCGAUCGAAGAAACCCUCACCGAGCAGAAGACGAAAUUUAGCCCCACGGCGUACUUUGCGGCUUUGCUCGCUCUCUUGAAGCAAUCGGCUUCUACUGGAAGUGGUAAUGAGGUCGUCACCUCGGCCGUCUAUCUCCUCGACCUCGUCACCUCGCAUGUACCUUCAAGCCUCCUCCGAUCACAAUUUACCACGAUCCUGUCCUUGCUGGCACCCUUCCUAGACUCCUCUUCAACCAAUGGGCCUUUACUUCGGUCAGCAAUAGGAUGUCUGGAGUCGUUGCUGAUCGCCCAAGAUACUGCGGCUUGGAACCUGCCGCAGAUACAAGUCAGCCCUCGGCAGACAGUCCCGAUGUUGCUCACACUGGCCAUUGAUUCGAGACCCAAAAUAAGAAAACGGGCGCAGGAGGCGAUAAUGAAUAUUCUGAAAAAUCCACCACCGGGGCCUGCAAUUGAUCACCCUGCCUCCGAAGUGUGCGCCGUGGCUGCCCAGAACAAUCUCAAGAACGCUGUGGACCUGGUUCACCAGGUACGGCGACAAAAAGGUCGACCGGACGACAGCCACGAGCCGGCUGUGAUUCAUGCUCUGCAGCUGACGAAAACCAUUGCGGUGGCAUCAGGUGGGUGGCCAAGCAAGAAGAUCGAAUCACUCUGCGAGUUGCUCCUGUCCAUAUCCAGAUCGAGAAAUGAUUAUUUGGUCAUGAGCGCCUUUGAAGUGUUCGAGGUGAUAUUUGAGGGAAUGCAGGAUGAAGUCUCUUCCUCGAAGUUGCCACGCUUGCUGGAAGCGAUAGUGGAUUUGAAACCUCCUCAGAACGACUCUCAGCUGCUUCCUCCCUGGAUAGCAAUCUUGUCGAGGGGCUACGGCACAGCCGCAGUCGUUGAACCCGAAGACACUUACGCAAAAUUGCCGGAGCUUUGCGACUUGGUAACACCCUUUCUGACCAGCCCGUCUCACAACAUACGGGUCUCGGCAUCCGAGUGUCUCAUCUCAUUCUUUGCCAAUUGUAUUCCGGACAGCGUCAUCUCCGACCCGUCAGUAUACGAUGAAAAGGUGCUGGAGCAACUCUCGAAAAAGGCACUUGACCUCCUAGCUGUGAAAUAUCAGACAGCGUGGAUAGAGGUGUUCAGCACCCUGAGCGCCAUUUUCGAUGCUCUGAGGUGGCGGGGUGAUCCGUUUUUGCUUCCUAUCGUACAAGCAGUCGGUGAGUUACGAAGCCACGAGGGAUUCCAAGGGAAGAAAGAAGCGGACGAAGUGCUUGGGCAUGCCAUCCGCAACCUUGGCCCCGGUGCCGUGUUGAGCGUUCUCCCUCACAACCUCAUCAGACCACAACCAGGCCAGCCCGGUAGAGCAUGGCUUCUUCCUUUACUGAGAGACCAUGUAUCGAACACAAAUCUGGCACAUUUCAGAUCGGACUUAGUCCCUCUCAGCGAGGCGAUGUAUCAGAGGAUAAUCAAUCAUGGCGACGCUGAAAAGACAAUGGACAUCAAGGUUUUCGAGACCGUGGUGCAGCAGGUCUGGGCAACCUUGCCAGGCUACUGCGACCUUCCCCUGGACUUACAAACCGCCUUUGAUCAGCCAUUCGCAGAGAUGCUCUCGAAUCUGCUUUACAAGCAGACUGAUCUACGAGUUGACCUGUGUCGAGGCUUGCAGAAUCUGGUGGAAUCGAACCAGGCACUCCUAGCUUCGGAUCUCCCAGAUGAGGUCCUUCUCCUCGAACGGCGACUGCAAAGGACAGAUGCGGAGAAGAAUAUCCAGCACCUGUCCCAGUUCGCUGGCAACCUUUUAGCUGUCCUAUUUAAUGUCUACAGUCAGACACUACCUCAGUCUCGUCCCUACAUUCUGCAGUGUAUCAACAGCUACCUCAGCAUUACUCCUGAGAAGGAUUUGGUGGACACUUUUGAGCGAGUGUCGACGAUGCUGCAAGAGGCGCUUCCCAAAGCCGAUCAGCCACCUCCCAAAAAGGAACCAAUCCAGACAUCUGGCAGCAAACUCCCCCCAACCUCCCACACACUACUUGACCUGGUCAUCGCUCUGUCUGUUCAUUUACCACGAUCAACGUUUUCCUCGCUCUUCGCCAUCUCUUCCAACAUCCUGACUAAUCCGGCGAUCCUCAAAUCUGACCCGCAACUCAUCAAGAAAGCGUACAAGCUCAUUCCAAGGCUGUCAUCUUCUCCCGUCGGGGCAGAGGCGCUUACUGCUCGCAACAAGGAAUUGCAGGAACUAGUUCUUCGGACUUCAGAAACAACGCCUGUUCCUGCCCGACGAGAUCGCAUUCUCGCGAUUCAUACACUCGUCUCCUUCCUCCCUCUAACCGAUCUCCAUUUCAUUCCCAGUAUGCUCAGUGAAGUUGUCUUGGCAUGUAAAGACAACAAUGAGAAAGCUCGAACUGCUGGAUUUGACCUCCUCCUCGCGCUCACGGAUAAGAUCUCCAGCUCAUCCAAUCCCCCGGGUACAACGAUCCGCAAUCGCCUCGUACCACACAUGCCAGACGAUUCACCCGACGCGCCAGCAACACUCGAAGAGGUCUUCACCAUGGUGAGUGCCGGGCUGGCUGGCGUGGCUCCUCAUAUGGUUGCCGCUAGUGUCAUCGCACUCAGCCGGCUCUUCUUCGAGUUCCACUCACGAUUAGGCGAUAGGACGAAAGAGGAGCUCGUCGAUACGGUCGGUAUGUUUCUGCAGUCGAACAAUCGCGAAAUCGUCCGUGCGGUCCUUGGAUUUAUCAAGGUUAUGGUUGUGGUAUUGCCCACGGAAAUCCUGGAACCCAGAAUGCCCAACAUUGUUCCCGGACUGAUGGUUUGGAGCAAAGAAAACAAAGGACGGCUGAGAGCCAAGGUCAAGGGAAUCUUGGAUCGAUGUCUGAGAAGAUUCGAUUCAGCCAAGGUUGAAAGCUGGGUUGGUGGCGAUGACAGGAAGAUGGUCGUUAACAUCCGCAAACGGAGAGAGCGAGGACGGCGGAAGAAGAAGGGGGAUGAAGAGAUGGACGAAGAUGAAGAGACUACAACGAAAAAGUAUGACAACGAAUUCGACGAGGCCGUUUACGGCUCCGAUGACGACGAUUCGGAGAUUGAAGGCAGUGACGACGAAGACAAUGAUACUGCUCCUACGUCAGGAGUCUCCUUCAAGAAAGGUUCGGUGACUGGCAGGAAGCAGGGACAUGAGCAGUAUAUCCGCCAAGAUGAAGAGGAUGAUGAACCGCUCGAUCUGCUCGACCCGCGAAGCAUGGCGAGCAUUGCUACUAAAAAACUUGGGCGACUGACGGACGUGCGUUCGGGAACGAAGAAAACAAAGGCGAAGAUCAACGAGGAUGGCAAAUUGGUCUUUGGCGGCGAGCAAGAGGACGAAGGCGGUGAUGUCGAUGUCGUCAUGUCAGGGUCGGCGAAUCCAGACAACUCGGUCAACGCAUAUCUCGACGCGGUGUCUGGGGCCGAUGCCGUAAGGAGGGGUCAGAAAGGCAGGCUGAAAGUCAAGUCUGGCAUGCAAAGGAAGACGAAGCAGGAGACUCGCGACAGAGACAAUGAAGAGAUGGAGCUGGACGUUGAAGAGGCCAGACAGGUUGCGAGACAGAUUAUGCAGGGCUCCGGAUCUCCAAAGUCUCCCGGUGGCAAGGGAAGUGACCCGAAACAGCAGAGACGUGGUCUGGGUGUCGAGAAGAGGAGAGACCAGCCUCAGAAGCAGCGAUUCCGAAGCGGGAGUGGGGUGGGGAGACGGGGUGGUGGAAGAGUGCGAUUCGGAGGCAGGAACGGUAGCAGGAGAUGACGAGGGUUGCUCAGUCUCUCUUGCUGUGGUCCGUGGCGUUAUACAGGAUUUGGAUCUGAAGAUUGUUCUCAAAUGGGCAUGAAGGAAAUGAAAAGAUAUGGCAAUGACACCUUAACGAAAGAGGGUUGCUUUUUACUAUGCCAGGCUGGCUAUGCUGUUUCAUCAAGUCUUCCACACAACCGUGCCACCUGGUUCCUUUCCACGUUGGAUGUUCUCUCG
This is a messenger RNA of Cladophialophora immunda, 4092 nucleotides long. RefSeq lists its product as uncharacterized. NCBI's taxonomy places the organism in Eukaryota, Fungi, Ascomycota, Eurotiomycetes, Chaetothyriales, Herpotrichiellaceae. The record is from RefSeq and is a predicted model, not a curated record. The transcript is spliced from 2 exons. The coding region runs from base 43 to 3873 and encodes 1276 amino acids.